This is a messenger RNA of Mesoplodon densirostris (Blainville's beaked whale), 1917 nucleotides long. RefSeq names its product abhydrolase domain containing 1 (gene ABHD1). Gene Ontology annotation, molecular function: monoacylglycerol lipase activity; acetylesterase activity. Lineage: Eukaryota; Metazoa; Chordata; Mammalia; Artiodactyla; Ziphiidae. Gene Ontology annotation, biological process: medium-chain fatty acid biosynthetic process; medium-chain fatty acid catabolic process. The record is from RefSeq and is a predicted model, not a curated record.
AUGCGGAGGGACUGCGCCUUCAGCCUCCGACCUGGAGGCCAGGAGGCCGACCCAGCCCGCGGUCCCGCCCCGCGGCGCCCAGUAUUCCUGGCUGCCCGCGGCGGGGUCCCCGGCCCCCAGCCCGCCAGCCCCGGGCGGGGCUCGCACCCACCUGCGGCGGCGCGGCGCGGGCCAGGUUCGGCUGCGUCGUCGCUCGAGGCUGUGCGCCGCCGCGGCCGCCGCGCCUCGGCUCCCGCCGCCCGGCCCUCCCCCGGGCAGCUCCACGUGGCUGCUCCACGUAGCCCUCCCGGCUGCAGCCGCCGCCCUGGCCCGGGCAGAGUCCGGAGCGCCAGCGCCGUGGCCUGGGUCUCCGCCCCGCCCCGCCCCGCCUGGCCCGCAGACCCCGGCCCUCUGCGGCCCCCACCGGGCGAGGGAGAGCGUGGUUUGAGGAAGGAGCUGGAGCUGCCCCACAAGAGGGCGGCUGCGGGGAAGGCCGCUAGUCCUCACAAGAGGCCGCAGGGCCGCACCACCCCUCGCCACGCCCGCCGCCGGGAGCACGGGCGGUGGGCGGGGCCCGGGUCUCCGAAUCGCCGGGCAGUGCGGGCGGAACCCGCACAAGCUGUCCAAUGGCGUGUAACGGGAGGGGCCCAGCGCGCACCUGCGGGCCCACUAAUCGAAGCUCAGGCGUCAGAGCCAGUCGAGAACUUGGGAGUGGAGGCUCAGCAACGCGAGAGGCUGAGCUCCUCCCUGGGGAACCAAGAUGACACCUGGACAGAGUCCUUCUCUCUGCUUUUGGGACUUGGCGCUGCCCUCUCCUUGGGCUACUACUGGGCAUGGGUGGCCCAGAGGCCACAACUGGUGACUGGGUCCCAGUUUCUGGCCUUCCUGGAGCAACAGUGUCCAGUCACUGUGGAGACUUUCUACCCUACGCUCUGGUGUUUUGAGGGGCGGCUACAAACCAUCUUCAGAGUCUUACUGCAGUCUCCGCCUGUAGCCCCUUACUCCAGGGAAGUUCUCGAAACCCCGGAUAGAGGACAGCUCCCCCUAGACUGGGCCAGCCUGCCUAACAGCAGUCAAUAUCCUGACCUUACCACCCAGCCCGUUGUUUUACUGCUUCCUGGUAUCACGGGCAGUAGUCAGGAGACAUAUAUCUUGCACCUAGUUGACCAAGCUUUGAAGGAUGGCUGUAGGGCUAUCGUAUUUAAUAACCGGGGCUGCCGUGGGGAAGAACUGCUGACCUACAGGGCCCUCUGGGCCAGCAACACUGAAGAUCUGGAGACAGUCGUGAACCACAUAAAGAGCCGCGACUCCCACGCUCCACUGCUGGCUGUGGGCAUCUCUCUCGGAGGGAUAUUAGUGCUGAAGCACCUGGCUCGAAUGGGCCGGGCUGCGGGGCUACUGACUCUGCCUGCAUGCUGGGAUACUGAGACCACCUGCUCCCCGGAGACCCCACCGAACUCACUGCUCUUCAGUCAGCACCUCACUGCUGGGCCCUGCCGAGCUGUGAACCCAAACAGAAAGGUGAUGGAAAAGGUGGUGAAUGUAGACUUUGUGCUACAGGCCCACACAAUCCACCACUUUGAUGAGCGUUACACAACUGUGGUCUUUGGCUAUCAAGACUGUGCUGCCUAUUACCGAGCAGCAAGCCCAAGAACCAAGGUAGAUGCCAUCCAGAUCCCUGUGCUCUGGCUCAAUGCAGCUGAUGACCCCUUCUCCCCAGUCCAUGCCCUUCCCCUACAGGCUGCCCAACAUUCUCCCCACGUUGCACUGCUCAUUACAGCUCGGGGUGGCCACAUCGGCUUCCUGGAAGGACUCCUUCCCUGGCAGCACUGCUACAUGAGCCGCCUCUUGCACCAGUAUGCCAAAGCCAUCUUCCAGCACCCAGCAGAGCUGCUCAGCCUCAGGGCACCCACUCCUUCGGAGGGAGGCAAAAGCUGA